Messenger RNA from Aspergillus homomorphus CBS 101889, 987 nucleotides. RefSeq lists its product as uncharacterized. The coding region runs from base 1 to 987 and encodes 328 amino acids. The record is from RefSeq and is a predicted model, not a curated record. Lineage: Eukaryota; Fungi; Ascomycota; Eurotiomycetes; Eurotiales; Aspergillaceae. The transcript is spliced from 3 exons.
AUGACUCAAGGCAACUUCCAUCAUCGACGCACACCCUCGGGUUCGAAUACCACUAAAGUGAGAACCUCCCGGCCGGCACUACAUCGGAGAGGCACUUCCUUCGUCACCCAUUCCAUCUCAAAGUUGGGCUCUGGACAACCCACCAAGCAUCUGGAGGUGGAAGACGACCGGCAACCCGAGAUGGCGGCCAGCUUCCUCAACUUCUGCGCCAUGUGCGAAAGACAGAUAACAGUGCCUGACAACACUCUUUUGUACUGCAGUGAAAGCUGCCGUCGCAAGGACUCCCACAAACCACUCUCAGCUUCCUUCCCAUCGACGUCCUCCAUGUCUUCCUCUUCUACGCCCCCAACCUCUCCCCUCAUGUCGCCUCGGAUGAUAGUCGCACCUUUGACUCCGACGAAGAGUUCCACCAGAUUGUCUAGCUCUGCCCGGAUACCCGGCGAAUGGCUUGAUGCCAAGCCGGAUCAGGAUCCCACCGAAUGGAAGCCUGUAAUACCUAUGGGUACUGGCACUACUUCAUUGGCAACAUCAGACGCGUGGAAGUAUCUGUCCCAGUUCCACAACGAAGACAGCGGUGCUCCUCUGCGUCGCCCAGGAUUCGGCCAUCGUAGCUCUGCGAGCCUGAGUACUCUCAUGAGUGCCACGGGACCUGCUCCCUCGCUUACCCAUACACCGUCUACGGUCGCGUCGUCAUUCAGCAGCAAUGCCUCGGAUUACGUGGGUCAGAUGCAUGAUCCGGUAUAUCGUCCGUUGCCGCCGCGUCACAAUCCGCAUACUUGCAGUUCGAGUGCAACCAAAGGGGUUGAGCUGGUAGUCCCUCAUGUCCAUGUCCAGGCUGAGGGCGUCUCCCUCGUUGACAUGUCCGAUGAAGGCUCUAUCUUUCCUGCCAGCAGUGCACUGUGGAAUGAGAAGCCUCUCAGCAAGACAUCUACUUUGACUACGACCUUGGAUGCAGUGAGCUCCAAUGUGCCCAUGCGCUCUGUCUGA